AUGGACACUGCGGAGGUAAUCCUCUCUGUGUUGGUGGUUGUGAUCAUUAUAGUGUCGUUGCUGUCCAACGUCCUGGUGCUGGUCUGCUUUCUGUACAACCCGGAGAUCCGCAAGCAGGUGCCGGGUCUCUUCAACCUGAACCUCACCUUCUGCAACCUGUUGCUGACGGUGUCCAACAUGCCCCUCACUCUGGUGGGACUUGUCAGCAACGCGCAGCCGGGGGGAGACGGCUUCUGCCACACCGUGGGCUUCCUGGAGACCUUCCUGUCCACCAACUCGAUGCUGAGCAUGGCAGCGCUGAGCAUCGACCGGUGGGUCGCGGUGGUCUUCCCGCUGAGGUACCACUCCAAGAUGCGCCACAAGGACGCGGCGUUCGUCCUGGGCUACACGUGGGCGCACUCCAUGUCCUUCUCCACGGUGGCAGCCUGCCUCUCCUGGGUGGGCUACCACCGGCUCUACGCGUCCUGCACCCUGGCCAACCCCAGGGCGAGCAGCCGGACCCAGUUCGUCAUCUUCACCGUCUUCUUCCACUCCUUCACCUUCCUGCUGUCUCUUAUAGUGCUGUGUGUCACAUACCUCAAAGUGCUGAAAGUGGCGAGGUUUCACUGCAAGAGGAUCGACGUUAUCACAAUGCAAACUUUAGUGCUGCUGGUGGAUAUUCACCCCAGCGUUCGCCAGCGUUGCCUGGAGGAGCAGAGGAGGCGACGGCAGAGAGCGACGAGGAAGAUCAGCACCUUCAUUGGCACCUUCAUGCUCUGCUUCGCUCCCUAUGUGAUCACGAGGAUCGUGGAGUUAUUUCCAGCAGUGCCUAUCAACCCUCACUGGGGAAUUGUCUCCAAGUGCUUAGCUUAUAGCAAGGCGGCCUGCGACCCCUUCGUGUACUCCCUGCUCCGACACCAGUACAAGAAGACGUGCACUGACAUCAUCAACAGGCUGCUGAAGCGUAGCUCCCUGAACACGUCCGGCCGCGGCCACCAGACCCAUGGCAACAGCAUACCGACCGCGGAGUGA
This is a messenger RNA of Limanda limanda (common dab), 1011 nucleotides long. RefSeq names its product G-protein coupled receptor 26-like. The coding region runs from base 1 to 1011 and encodes 336 amino acids. Gene Ontology annotation, biological process: adenylate cyclase-activating G protein-coupled receptor signaling pathway. The record is from RefSeq and is a predicted model, not a curated record. The transcript has 3 exons. Gene Ontology annotation, molecular function: G protein-coupled receptor activity. Gene Ontology annotation, cellular component: membrane. NCBI's taxonomy places the organism in Eukaryota, Metazoa, Chordata, Actinopteri, Pleuronectiformes, Pleuronectidae.